AAAGCGCCCAAUGAAAUGAUAAGUACGUGGGUGGGCGAGGGUUUAAAUUGACAGAGAAACAUGGACCGGCGACUGCGGAUUAGAGAUCGCGGAGGGACGGUCCUCUGUCUGCCCAGACAGCCUCGCCUCCCAGCGGGGAACUCCACCGGCCGGGGGAAUUCAGGAGAGCUCUGGGCCCUGCCUGCGCCGAGAGUACCCCUCAGUGCCGCUGUUCGCUGCCGAACCGCCGGCUGCCUCCCGCACUCUGGUGCUGGAGCGAUGCGGGAGGGUCAGCCGGGACAAGCACUGGACGCCGUGGCUCGCCAGCGGGGUGGACGCAGCGCUCUGCUGCCUUGCCACCAGGAGAUGGCGAAGGUGGGGUCCAAAACACUGGUGAUCCUCCUUCUGUGGUGCGCGGCCCUGACAGUUGCCUUCGUGGGGAUGACUGGUUACCUGCUGAUAGCUGGCGACUGCAGGAAGGACUGCAAGCCACACUCUGAUUACAGGCCUUCGGAAGGUGGGACAGAUGAAGCCAAUCACACCAGACAGCAGUUCACUCUCCCUACCCCAGCGGGCAGUCAGCCUCCACACAGGACGGACCCAUACAAAGGAGAUCCCACAAGAAAGCUGCCGAUUGCUCAUAUUAUAGAAAAAUCUGCUGGAGGAACUCGGUGGGUCGAGCAGCAUCUGUGGGUGGAGAGGAAUUGUCAACAUUUCGGGACAGGUUGCAGGUUUCAGUCUGAAAUUCUGACAUUUCCCAAUCUGGAUGCAUCACGGCUGCUCUGCUCGAGACGGGAAGAAUCUGCAGGGAGUUGCGGACACAGCUCAGCACAUCAGAGGAACCAUCCUCCUUCUCCAUGGACUCUGUUUGCCCUUCUCCUCUCCCCCUCCCAUCACGCAGAAGAUAUGAAAUCCUGAAAGUGGGUACCACCUGGCCUAAGGACAGCAUCUAUCGUGGUUUUAUAAGAUGAUUGAACAGUCCCUGAGGACAAUAAGAUAGAUUCUUGAUCUCACAAUGUGAUUUGCACUCAGGUUCCCUUGAAAUCUUUCCCCUCUCAUCUUAUCCAUUAGACCAUCAGACAUAGGAGCAGAAUUAGGCCAUUUGGCCCAUCGAGUCUGCUCUGCCUUUCAAUCAUGGCUGAUCCGUUUUUUUCUCCUCCGGAACCCCAGUUCCCAGCCUUCUCCCGGUAAUGUUUGAUAUGUCCAGUCAAGAGCCUAUCAAUCUCUUCCUUAAAUACACCCAGUGGCUUCCACAGCUGCACGUGCCAACAAAUUCCACAAAUUCACCACCCUUUGGCUGAAGAAAUUUCUCCGCAUCUCUGUUUUGAAAGUGCAUCUCUCUAUCCUGAGGCUGUGCCCUCUUGUCCUAGACUCUCCCACCAUGGGAAAUAACCUUUCCACAUCUACUCUGUCUAGGCCUUUCAACAUUUGAAAGGUUUCAAUCAGAACCCCCCUCAUCCUUCCGAAUUCCAGUGAGUACAGACGCAGAGCCAUCAAACGUUCUUCAUAUGGUAACCCUUUCAUUUCUGGAAUCAUACUUAUGAACCUCUUCUGGACCCUCUCCAAUGCUAGCACAUCUUUUCUAAGAGGAUAAAUGUGAGGUUAUCCACUUUGGUGGCAAAAACAGAAAAGCAGAUUAUUAUCAGAAUGGUGGCCGAUUAGGAAAAGGGGAGGUGCAACGAGACCUGGGUGUCAUUAUACACCAGUCAUUGAAAGUGGGCAUGCAGGUACAGCAGGCAGUGAAAAAGGUGAAUGGUAUGCUGGCAUUCAUAGCAAGAGGAUUCGAGUACAGGAGCAGGGAGGUACUACUGCAGUUGUACAAGGCCUUGGUGAGACCACACGUGGAGUAUUGUGUGCAGUUUUGGUCCCCUAAUCUGAGGAAAGACAUCCUUGCCAUAGAGGGAGUACAAAGAAGGUUCACCAGAUUGAUUCCUGGGAUGGCAGGACUUUCAUAUGAUGAAAGACUGGAUCAACUAGGCUUAUACUUGUUGGAAUUUAGAAGAUUGAGGGGGGAUCUUAUUGAAACCUAUAAAAUCCUAAAGGGAUUGGACAGGCUAGAUGCAGGAAGAUUGUUCCCGAUGUUGGGGAAGUCCAGAACAAGGGGUCACAGUUUGAAGAUAAAGGGGAAGCCUUUUAAGAUCGAGAUUUGGAAAAACUUCUUCACACAGAGAGUGGUGAAUCUGUGGAAUUCUCUGCCACAGGAAACAGUUGGGGCCAGUUCAUUGGUGAUAUUUAAGAGGGAGUUAGAUAUGGCCCUUGUGGGUAAAGGGAUCAGGGGGUAUGGAGGGAAGGCUGGUACAGGGUUCUGAGUUGGAUGAUCAGCCAUGAUCAUACUGAAUGGCGGUGCAGGCUCGAAGGGCCAAAUGGCCUACUCCUGCACCUAUUUUUUCUAUGUCUAUAUUCUGUUUGGGUAGCGUCCAACUUGAUGGCAUGAACAUUGAUUUCUCAAACUUCCGGUAAUGUCACCCUCACCCUGCACCAUUCCCCAUCCUCUUUUCCCUCUCUCAUGUUAUCUCCUUGCCCACCCAUCACCUCCCUCUGGUGCUUUCCCCCUCCCCCUUUUCUUUCUUUUAUGGCCUUCUGUUUCUUUCACCAACAAAAUUAAUAUCCUGACAAAAUUAAUUUCUGCUGACGAAAGCCAAUUGACCACAAUCUCCAAUUCAACCGUCAUUGCCACACAUCAACAAAAGGACCCUCCGCACCAGACACACUCACGGCAGGUGACUGUAACUGGAUGAUACCGAGCAUUUCAAGGGAUUUUAGACGUGAGAUUCACAGAAACCAUCACCAGCUCAGUCGCUCAUUCCUGGGAAGGUUGCACAUUGCUCUGUGAUGUACAAAUAUUGUGGGAGGCCAACUUAGAGAAAAAAAUAGGCAGGACGGCUUCAAUCAGUUCUGAGCUGGUGGUAAACGUUGCCACCAUCUGUUUGAAAUCUAUCACUGCCCAAUCCGUGUCUGUGUACUUUCACUGAAUCAAAGUUGCUCUCCACCACCACGACUCUCCUCUGUCUGGUGGAACUGGUCCUCACACCCAACAACUUCCCUUUCAGCUCCUCCGAUUUUCUCUAAACGUAAGGCGUAGCAACAGACUUUCACAUGUCCUCAGCUAAGCCUGCCUUUUAGACAGCUAAAUCCAUGUUCCAAGCCUUUCUUGGCUAAACUCCUGCAGUACCGCAAUUGUCUACCAGAAGCGCUGCAGUUUCAGGAAUGAACGUCGGCUGUUGUAAAUGUUCGAUGGGAAGAUGUCCUGGCUUCUUCAGUUAAUCUCAAGUGACGGAAGGAUCAGAAAGACAACAAACAUUAAAAAUCAAUGGACCCAGCAAGAAGGGCUUGUCACAGUUUGUUCAGGAGAGAAAGGAACAAUCGGGACUUUAAACCUCGGUGAACUGUAGAUUCAGAGUAAUUGGGAAGGUACUGAAAAUACCUGUCGACCAACUCGGUGGAGAGUUCAAGGUCAUCUUCAACCUCUUGCUGCUGCAGUCAGAGGUUCGCACCUGUUUCACAAGGGCUUCCAUCACCGUGCCCAGGAAGAGCAGGGUGAACGGCCCCGAGGACUAUCCUCCAGUGGCACUCACAUCAGCUGUGAUGAAGUGCAUUGAGAUGUUGGUCACAAUUGCUACUGCCUGAGCAAGGCUGCAGUUUGCCUAUUGUCACAAUAGGUCUAGAGCCAUCCAAUCUCACUGGUUCUCCUCUCGGCUUUACAACACCCAGGCAACCACAAUAUCUACCUCAGGCUGUUGUUAUAUAUUACAGCUCAACUUCAACAUCGUCAUCCCCUCAGUACUAAUAAAGAGCUUCGAAGCCUAGGCUUUCGUACCUCUCUCUGCAACUGCAUCCUUGACAUCCUUAGCAGGAUAACACGGUCAGUGCAGAUCAGUGAUAGUAUCUCCAUCUCCAGCUCACUGAUAACCUACUCUGGCACCUCAAGGAUGCUAAGCCCACUGCUCGACACUCCCUACACCCAUCAUGUGGCGCAGCUCAGGUGCCAUUUAUAAAUACUCUGGUGUCAACACGGGUGUUAGUAGGAUCUCAGAUGUUGAUGAGGAGUUUUCAGAUUUAUGGGCUGACAGACGUCAGGAAGGGGAAAUCGGGAGAACACACACUGGUCCUCAUUGAGGGUUCAGGGGAGGGAAGGGUGAGCAGCUUCAAGUUCCCAGGAACCAACACAUUGAUAACGACCGAUCUUGGGCCACACACAUUGAUAACGAUCUAUCCUGGGCCACACACAUCGAUAAAGAUCGAUCCUGGGCCACACACAUUGAUAACGAUCGAUCCUGGGCCACACACAUCCAUAAAGGUCGAUCCUGGGCCACACACAUUGAUAAAGGUCGAUCCUGGGCCACACACAUUGAUAAAGAUCUAUCCUGGGCCACACACAUUGAUAAAGAUCGAUCCUGGGCCACACACAUUGAUAAAGGUCGAUCCUGGGCCACACACAUUGAUAAAGGUUGAUCCUGGGCCACACACUUUGAUAAAAAUCUAUCCUGGGUCACACACAUCGAUAAAGAUCUAUCCUGGGCCACACACAUCGAUAACGAUCGAUCCUGGGCCACACACAUUGAUAAAGGUCGAUCCUGGGCCACACACAUCGAUAAAGAUCUAGCCUGGGCCACACACAUUGAUAGCGAUCGAUCCUGGGCCACACACAUUGAUAAAGAUCUAUCCUGGGCCACACACAUUGAUAAAGGUCGAUCCUGGGCCACACACAUUGAUAAAGGUCGAUCCUGGGCCACACACUUUGAUAAAGAUCUAUCCUGGGCCACACACAUCGAUAAAGCUCUAUCCUGGGCCACACACAUUGAUAACGAUCAAUCCUGGGCCACACACAUCGAUAAAGAUCGAUCUUGGGUCACACACAUUGAUAAAGGUCGAUCCUGGGCCACACACAUUGAUAAAGGUCGAUCCUGGGCCACACACUUUGAUAAAGAUCUAUCCUGGGCCACACACGUCGAUAAAGAUCUAUCCUGGGCCACACACAUUGAUAACGAUCAAUCCUGGGCCACACACAUCGAUAAAGAUCUAUCCUGGGCCACACACAUUGAUAACGAUCAAUCCUGGGCCACACACAUCGAUAAAGAUCUAUCCUGGGUCACACACAUCGAUAAAGAUCAAUCCUGGGCCACACACAUCGAUAAAGAUCGAUCUUGGGUCACACACGUCGAUAAAGAUCGAUCCUGGGCCACACACAUCGAUAAAGAUCUAUCCUGGGUCACACACAUUGAUAAAGAUCUAUCCUGGGCCACACACAUUGAUACAAUUACAGAAUAACACACGGCAGCGGCUACCCUUUAUUUGGAGUUUCACGAGGUUUGGUUCGUCCCCACUUAUGUAAAUUUCUGCAGGUGUACGGUAGAGAGCAGUUGGGUCAACUGUGCAGGAUCGAAAGAGGCUGCAGAGAGUUAUAGACUCAUCAGAUCAGAGGCACAGACCUUCCCACUCCCGAGGAAAUCUUUAAAAGGGCAUCCAUCAGGAGGGGCCUCACUAUCCAGGAUAUAGCUUCUUCUCAUUACUGCCGUCAGAGUGGAGAUACAGAAGCCUGAAGACAUGGAAACAUAGAAAACCCACAGCACAAUACAGGCCCUUCGGUCCACAAAGCUGUACCAAACUUGUCCUGACCUUAGAACGACCUAGGCUUACCCAUAGCCCUCUAUUUUUCUAAGCUCCAUGUACCCAUCCAGGAGUCUCUUAAAAGACCCUAUCGUUUCCCCUCCACCGCCAGCGCCAGCAGCCCAUUGUACGCACUCACCACUCUGCAUAAAAAACUUACCCGACAUCUCUUCUGUACCUACUUCCAAGCACCUUAAAACUAUGCCAUCUUGUGCUAGCCAUUUCAGCCCUGGUAAAAAACCUCUUACUAUCCACACGAUCCUCUCAUUAUCUUCAGUACUCACUACAGAAAAGGAUCUUGACGAUUGUAGGGAUGACUUACAGUGGACUGAAAAGCUUGAGCAUUUAGAUAUCAAGGCAGAGGAUGUGCUGGAGCUUUUGGAAAGCAUCAAGUUGGAUAAGUCACCGGGACCGGACGGGAUGUACCCCAGGCUACUGUGGGAAGCGAGGGAGGAGGUUGCUGAGCCUCUGGCGAUGAUUUUUGCAUCAUCAAUGAGGAAGGGAGAGGUUCCGGAGGAUUGGAGGGCUGCGGAUGUUGUUCCCUUAUUCAAGAAAGGGAGUAGAGAUAGCCCAGGAAACUAUAGACCAGUGAGUCUUACUUCAGUGGUUGGUAAGUUGAUGGAGGAGAUCCUGAGAGGCAGGAUUUAUUAACAUUUGGAGAGACAUAAUAUGAUUAGAAAUUGUCAGCAUGGCUUUGUCAAAGGCAGGUCAUGCCUCACGAGCCUGACUGAAUUUUUUGAGAAUGUGACUAAAUACAUUGAUGAAGGUAGAGCCAUAGAUAUAGUGUAUAUGGAUUUUAUCAAGGCAUUUGAUAAGGUACCCCAUGCAAGGCUUAUUGAGAAAGUAAGGAGGUAUGGGAUCCAAGGGGACACUUGCCCACAGAAGACAGAGUGUUUGUAGACGGGUCAUAUUCUGCUUGGAGUUCGGUGACCAGUGAUGUGCCUCAGGGAUCUGUUCUGCGUCCCCUUACUCUUCAUGAUUUUUAUCAAUGACCUGGAUGAGGAAGUGGAGGGAUGGGUUAGUAAAUUUGUUGAUGACACAAAGGUUCGGGGUGUUGUGGAUGGUGUGGAGGGAUGUCAGAAGUUACAGCGCGACAUCGAUAGGAUGCAAAACUGGCUGAGAAAUGGCAGAUGGAGUUCAACCCAGAUAAGUGUGAGGUGGUUCAUUUUGGUAGGUCAAAUAUGAUGGCAGAAUAUAGCAUUAAUGGUAAUAUUCUUGGCAGUGUGGACGAUCAGAGUGAUCUUGGGGUCCCAGUCCAUAGGACACUCAAAGCCUCUGUGCAGUUUGACUCUGUGGUUAAGAAGGCGUACAGUGCAUUGGCCUUCAUCAAUUGUGGGAAUGAGUUAAGAGCCGAGAGGUAAUGUUGCAGCUAUAUAGGACCCUGGUCAGACCCCACUUGGAGUACUGUGCUCAUUUCUGGUCGUCUCACUACAGGAAUGAUGUGGAAACCAUAGAAAUGGUGCAGAGGAGAUUUAUAAGGAUGUUGCAAGGAGUGAACUUGGCCUUUUCUCCUUAGAGCAACGAAGGAUUGAGGUGUGAUCUGACAGAGGUGUGUACAGGAUGAUGAGAGGCAUUGAUCGUGUGGAUCAAUGUAGUCAGAGGCUUUUUCCCAGGGCUAAAAUGGCCAGCACAAUAGACAAUAGGUGCAGGAGUAGGUCAUUCAGCCCUUCGAGCCAGCACCGCCUUUCACUGUGAUCAUGGCUGAUCAUCCACUAUCAGUAUCCAGUUCCUGCCUUAUCCCCAUAACCUUUGAUUCCACUAUCUUUAAGAGCUCUACCCAUCUUUUUUUUGAAAGCAUCCGGACACUUGGCCUCCACAGCCUUCUGGGGCAGAGCAUUUCAUAUAUCCACCACCCUCUGAGUGAAAAAGUGUUUCCUCAACUCCGUUCUAAAUGCCUACCCCUAAUUCUUAAACUGUGGCCUCUGGUUCUGGACUCACCCAUCAGCGGGAACAUGCUUCCUGCCUGCACAAUGUCCAAUCCCUUAAUAAUCUUACAUGUUUCAAUAAGAUCCUCUCUCAGCCUUCUAAAUUCCAGAGUAUACAAGCCCAGUCGCUCCAAUCUUUUGACAUAUGACAGUCCAACCAUCCCGGGAAUUAACCUUGUGAACCAACGCUGCACUCCCUCAAUAGCAAGAAUGUCCUUCCUCAAGUUUGGAGACCAAAACUGCACACAGUACUCCAGGUGUGGUCUCACCAUAGCCCUGUAGAGCUGCAGAAGGACUUCUUUGCUCUUAUACUCAAUUCCACUUGUUAAGAAGGCCAGCAUGCCAUUAGCUUUUUUUUUUGUGACCAUCGACCUCAUCACUGUCCUGCAGGAUUUCAUAAAUCACAAUAAUGUUAACCCUUAGCCUCAUUUGCUUCAGGGAAAACAGUCCAGGUCGAUCCAGAUUCUCCUGAAGGCCUUGAGCCCCGAUAACAUUCCCUUGAAUCUUGUCUGCACACAUUCCAGCUGAAAGUCAUCCUUUCUACAGCUCGGUGACCAGAACUGCACCCAAUAGGCCAUCAGACCAUAAGACAAAGGAGCAGAUUAGGCCAUCUGGCCCAUCGAGUCUGCUCUGCCAUUCAAUCAUGGCUGAUCCUUUUUUCACUUCUCCUCAACCCCAGAGUCCGACCUUCUCCCCGUAUCCCUUGAUGCCAAGAACCUAUCAAUCUCUUCCUUAACUACAUCCAAUGACCUGGCCUCCACAGCUGCAUGUGGCAACAAAUUCCACAAAUUCACCUCCCUCUGGGAAAAGACAUUUCUCCACAUCUCUGUAUCCAAAGGCUGCCCUCCAUCCUGAGGCUGUGCCCUCUUGUCCUAGACUCUCCCACCAUGGGAAACAUCUUUUCCAAAUCUACUCUGUCUCAGCCUUUCAACAUUCGUAAAGUUUCACUGAAAUUCCUCCUCAUCUUUCUGAAUUCCAGUGAGUACAGUCCCAGGCCAUCAAACAUUCCUCGUGUGAUAACCCUUUCAUUCAUGGAAUCACCGUUGUGAACCUCAUCUGGACUCUCUCCAAUGCCAGCACAUCUUUUCGUAGAUGAGGGCCCAAACCUGUUAACAAUUCUCAAGGUGAGGCCUCACCAGUGCUUUAUAAAGCCUCAGCAUCACAUCCUUGCUCUUGUAUUCUAGACCUCUUGAAAUGAAUGCUAACAUGGCAUUUGCCUUCCUCACCACCGACUCGACCUGCAAGUAAACCUUUCGGGAUUUCUGCACCAGGACUCCCAAGACCCUUCGCACCUCAGAUUUUUGGAUUUUCUCCCCAUUUAGAAAAUAGUCCAUACAUUUAUUUCUACUACCAAAGUGCAUGACCAUGCAUUUUCCAACAUUGUAUUUCAUUUGUCACUUUCUUGCCCAUUCUCCUAAUCUGUCUAAGUCCUUCUGCAGCCUCCUGUUUCCUCAACACUACCGGCCCCUCCACCAAACUUUGUACCAUCUGCAAACCUGGCAACAAAGCCAUCUAUUCUAUCAUCUAACAACAGGAAUUCUGCAGAUGCCGGAAACCCAAGCAACAUACAUCAAAGUUGCUGGUGAACGCAGCAGGCCAGGCAGCAUCUAUAGGAAGAGGCGCAGUCGACGUUUCAGGCCGAGACCCUUCGUCAGGACUUUCUAUCAUCUACGUCAUUUGUAUUCAGCAUAAAAAGUGGUCCCGACACAGAACAUGUGGAACAACACUUGUCACUGGCAGCCAACCAGAAAAGGGUCCUUUUAUUCCCACUCACUGCUUCCUACCAAUCAGCCAAUGCUCUAAACAUGUUAGUAACUUUCCUGUCUUACCAUGCGCUCUUAACUUGGUAAGCAACCUCAUGUGUGGUACCUUGUCAAAGGCCUUCUGAAAAUCCAAAUAUAUAACAUCCACUGCAUCACCUUUGUCUAUCCUACUUGUAAACUCCUCAAAGUAUUCCAACAAGUUUGUCAGGCAAGAUUUUCCCUUGAGGAAACCAUGUUGACUUUGACUUAUCUUGUCCUGUGUCACCAAGCACUCCAUCACCUCAUCCUCAACAAUUAACUCUAACAUCUUCCCAACCACUGAGGUCAGGCUAACUGGUCUAUAAUUUCCUUUCUGCUGCCUUCCUCCUUUCUUGAAGAGUGAAGUGACAUUUGCAAUUUUUCUCUGACACCAUACCAGAGUCCAAUCAUUUCUGCAAGGUCAUGUCUAAUGCCACCACAAUCUCUAAUGCUGCCUCUUUCAGAACCCGAGGGUGCAGUUCAUCUGGUCUGGGUGAUUUAUGUACCUUUAGCUCUUUAAGCUUUUUGAGCACCUUCUCUUUUGUAACAGUAACUGCACCCACUUCUCUUCCAUCACACACUACAACAUCAGGCAUACUGCUAGUGUCUUCAUCAGCCAUCUCCUUGUCCCCAGUUAUUAUUCCCCUGCCUCAUUUUUAAUGGUCCAAUAUCUACUCUUAUUUCUCUUUUAUUUUGAACAUACUUGAAAAAACGUUCACUAUCCACUUUGAUAUUAGCUUUAAUAAGUCGAGGGAUAGAGUUUAAGAGUCGCAAUGUAAUGAUGCAGCUCUAUAAAACUCUGGUUAGGCCACACUUGGAGUACUGUGUCCAGUUCUGGUCGCCUCACUAUAGGAAGGAUGUGGAAGCAUUGGAAAGGGUACAGAGGAGAUUUACCAGGAUGCUGCCUGGUUUAGAAAGUAUGCAUUAUGAUCAGAGAUUAAGGGAGCUAGGGCUUUACUCUUUGGAGAGAAGGAAGAUGAGAGGAGGCAUGAUAGAGGUGUACAAGAUAAUAAGAGGAAUAGAUAGAGUGGAUAGCCAGCGCUUCUUCCCCAGGGCACCACUGCUCAAUACAAGAGGACAUGGCUUUAAGGUAAGGGGUGGGAAAUUCAAGGGGGAUAUUACAGGAAGGUUUUUUACUCAGAGAGUGGUUGGUGCGUGGUAUGCACUGCCUGAGUCAGUGGUGGAGGCAGAUACACUAGUGAAGUUUAACAGACUACUAGCAGGUAUAUGAAGGAAUUUAAGGUGGGGGUUUAUAUGGGAGGGAGGGUUUGAGGGUCAGCACAACAUUGUGGGCCGAAGGGC
Mobula hypostoma (lesser devil ray) is the source of this 10594-nucleotide messenger RNA. RefSeq names its product lymphotoxin-alpha-like. The transcript is spliced from 5 exons. Gene Ontology annotation, cellular component: membrane. The record is from RefSeq and is a predicted model, not a curated record. Gene Ontology annotation, biological process: immune response. Lineage: Eukaryota; Metazoa; Chordata; Chondrichthyes; Myliobatiformes; Myliobatidae. Gene Ontology annotation, molecular function: tumor necrosis factor receptor binding. The coding region runs from base 61 to 897 and encodes 278 amino acids.